Molecule: messenger RNA, 963 nt
Organism: Didymosphaeria variabile
Lineage: Eukaryota; Fungi; Ascomycota; Dothideomycetes; Pleosporales; Didymosphaeriaceae
Exons: 4
Coding region: 1-963 (320 amino acids)
Source: RefSeq, a predicted model, not a curated record
AUGGCAGAAGCCAGCGAGGACACAGGGACGUCUGAGAGGAGGAGAGACAAACUCGGGCAGUUUUUGCAAAAGAGUUACAAUAAAGGCGAAUUAGCCCUCAAACACGCCAUCGGCCUAGGUGCUGUCGAAAAUGUGGUACCACUCUCUCAGCCGUUUACCAAUGGACCCCCAAGGACUGUCGAAGUAGGGUGGCAUCCUGUCGGCGGGUUCGCGGGCAAGUGGUUCGCCGAGAAUACAGGUUUGGGCAAGUUGAUCACAGAGAAGAUUAACAAGUAUCCUGAUCCGACGCAGCAUUGGGCGGUGCUCGUCGGUGAAUACGCGCAUCAACUGUGGAUGGAUGAGAACUUCGAUAUCAUAUACACGAAUGCCAAGAUUGACCCAAAAGAAUGGCACACAUUCCAAGUGGGGGAGACAAAAUUCAAUGACGAUGCUCUUAGGAGGACUGGCGAAGCUGUUAUUCAGCACAUUCGAACCACGCGUCCAGGCUAUAACCUCAUUAGCAACAACUGUCAGACAUACGUUCUGCAACUACUCGAUACUAUUCAGAUAUCCCAGGAUAAGGAAUUUGGCACCACCCUAGCAGUGUACGAGAGGCUGUUCGGCUCAGGCAAAGUUGCCGACCUCUUCCCCGAAAAUGACCUCACCAUGCAAGAGCCUGGACAACCCGGAUUCUCUCCACCGCAAUCCACUCAAGAGCUGGGUGUUGUUGGAGGGACUGGUAGCCAGGGGCACGUUCCGUUCCACCGUCCUGAAACGCUGCUACAUCCGGCCCAACCUGGGUUGGGGAAUGCGCCACAGACCUCAGUAUCAUUUGCACAGCAGGUUAUGGAUGCGAACACUACCCAGUUGGACACGGAGGAACAGGCGCAGAGGCACUUGGAGGAGGACGAAAAGGCAGGGAAGGAGAAAGGUGGUGGCUGGGGCGGGAAAACUAGUUCGUUUUUCCGCAAGUUCAAGAAGUAG